Molecule: messenger RNA, 2860 nt
Organism: Vigna angularis (adzuki bean)
Lineage: Eukaryota; Viridiplantae; Streptophyta; Magnoliopsida; Fabales; Fabaceae
Product: delta(7)-sterol-C5(6)-desaturase
Exons: 3
Coding region: 1933-2508 (191 amino acids)
Biological process (GO): lipid biosynthetic process
Molecular function (GO): iron ion binding; oxidoreductase activity
Source: RefSeq, a predicted model, not a curated record
AUUCUUUUCUGUGUUAUUUGUCUGUGUGAACAUCUUGUUUGUGUUUUCAAUCCCAUUGGUUGGCUUUAUCGUAAGGGACUAAUCUUUUUUUUAUUAAGGUUUGAAUCUUGACUAAAAGAGAUGUUUAUAUUUAGUGUCUGACAAACAUCGUUGUAUGCUGAUGAGGAUAAAUAUAUACGGGGCCUAAAAGAUUAUGUUGUGUUUGGUUAAAAAUGGUAUAUUUUAGCUCUGAUAUGAAAUGGGUUUUGAUUAGUUUUUUAAUCUGGUUCAUUCAUGCUUUGGUAGUAACUUCUUUUAAAGAAAAAAAAAAUUGGGGGAUUUUGGAGUGUAUCAGUGGGGAGUUCAAAUUUUUGUUAGGCUUCUGUGUCUGUUUUUUUUUUUAAAGAUGGUAUACUUUGGCCUUGAUAUUAAAUGGGAUUUCAUUAGUUUUUUACUCUGGUUUCGGCUUGCAUGAUUUUAGAAGAAAGGGUAAAAGACUAUUACUUUGGCUUUUGGUGUUCUGGCUUUUGUUUUGAUACCAUUAUUACUUGUUUUGCGUUUUAGGAUUAUGGAGAGGAAAAUUGGAGUUAAAUUGGUUUUGGGUUUUUGGAAUUUGAUUUUCAGUGGUUGAAUUUUUUAAUAAUUAUUUUUUAUAGUGUUUAGUUGAUUGUCUUUGAUGGAUUAUGCUUCUACAGUUAUUGCUGAUGUACGUGAUUCCCGCUUUUCCUUUUAUAGAUCUGUUCUUACUUUCGUGAAUCAUAUAGUGUGCGGUGAACUGUAUGAUUGCAUCUCCUAAUUGAUGUAUUGUGCCUUCUAAGGAUUGUUGGUGUUCUUAUUAUGGUAGUAAUUUGAGUGGACUUUUCCUAUUUGUGUCUGUAAUGUCUGAUACAUGUAACCAUCUCACGCAGUGAGAAAAGGAUUUUCGUGUUGUUUAUAAGGGUGCAACGUCUUGGGAAAAUGAUGCGGGGAGAGUUAUUUGUUUAGGGCAAAGCAAGGUUUUCAGUUUCAGUAUCCAUUAAGCUUCCAUCACGGAUUUGUUCUUGUUCUGUAAAACUUCACUGACCAAAUCUGAUGCAUGUUCUUGCAAGUUGUUACAACUCACAAUACUAUUGACAUUCUGCAAAGUAAGGUUACAGAGUUGACUGUAUAUUCUGCAAAGUAAGGUUACAGAGUUGACUGUAUGCCGUGCUCGAAUAUUUUUGAAACUUGGGCAGUUACUUUACCUUUUGAAAUUGCCACUCAUCUUCGUGCAUUACUUGAGAAGAAUUUUAUUGUUCUCUGCUAUGAUCUUUCCAAGAAGGAGAUUGUGACCUAGACAGGCUAUUUUCAUCAUUACAACUAACCUGUAUGGUUUUAAACAACAGUAUGAAAAUGCAUUUUUUGGUGUCCCUGGGACCACAUUAUGACUGCAAUUGUAGUCACAUCAACCACAUUUGUUUGCAACCUUUUUUGUAAUAAUAAGAUUCAAAAUGAAACUGUAGCUGUGACCACUGUCUAAAACAUUGUGUUUUAUACGUGUGGAGCUCGAAGUUUUACAACAGGGAUCAUACUGCCUCUACCACUGAAUUGUUCUAUGCUUUACAGUCUAGUCAAUCGGAAGAUUGAUUUUCUUUCAUUGUUUCAUACAUAUAUGAAUUGACUAGAUUCUCAUUUAAAUAGCUAAAAUGCAAUUUUCUUUAGUUUUUCUUCCCAUACUAUAGUAAUUGUCAAUUGGUCAUGAAAGACAAUUUGUAGUACUCUGCUUCACCUAAAGCAGUAGCAUAAAAUAUCUUUGUUUAGAUUAAUACAGGGCAAGUUGUUUAUACUUUACCUCUUGUGGACUACCUUCAGAAGUCUGAGACCAAGCUGUUUAUAUUCAUCUUUGGUCUGGCUCUAGAAAUUUUGAGUUAUUGGAGGUCAAACUCAACUAAGCAGAGCAGUUGUACUAAAGAUGCUAUUCCCUCUCAAAGAGCCAUGCUGUUGCAAAUAGGUGUUGCUAUGAAAGCCAUGCCUUGGUACACUUUGCUUCCAACUGUUUCAGAGUACCUAGUAGAAAAUGGCUGGACAAAGUGCUAUCCUAGAUUAUAUCACGUUGGUUGGCUUCCAUACUUUGUGUAUUUAGCUAUUUAUCUAGUUGUUGUAGAGUUUGGUAUUUAUUGGAUGCACAGAGAGCUGCAUGACAUUAAACCACUUUACAAACAUCUUCAUGCUACUCAUCACAUCUACAAUAAACAGAACACUCUGUCCCCUUUUGCUGGUUUGGCGUUUCACCCUCUUGAUGGGAUUCUUCAGGCAUUACCACAUUCUCUUUCUUUGUUUUUUAUCCCAACCCAUUUUACUACACAUUUAGUUCUCAUUUUCCUUGAGGGUGUUUGGACUGCAAAUAUUCAUGACUGCAUUCAUGGAAAGUUGUGGCCUGUUAUGGGUGCUGGUUACCACACCAUUCACCACACUACAUAUCGGCACAACUAUGGUCAUUAUACCAUCUGGAUGGAUUGGAUGUUUGGGACUCUUCGCGACCCGGAGGAGGAAGAUGACAAGGCAAAGUGAUGAACUGCAGACUAGCAUUGAAAAGUCAUUGGUUAUCUUGUUUGGAUUGUUGAAAUGUGGUUCCUAGCAUGUAAAGCUCAAAUGUGUUCUGUAUUUUUCUGGUGUGCAUCACAAGGUGAUUUUAUAUGUUAGAGAGACAGGGUAGAGGGUUAAAAUGGGAGCUUCCCUGUCUCUGAUUCUAUUGUCAGUGUAUGUGGUUUAGGUCUUUUUCUUUCUCAGAUUGUGUGGUAGAGAUUGAGAUGGUAAUGCUGUUUUCUCCAUGUGAGAAUUGGUCAAACUACUAAUACUUGGAUUUGUUUCACUCUCUUUCUCCCUUCUAUAUGAUUCUAUGUUGAAAUGAGGUGCAAGAAAA